Tribolium madens (black flour beetle) is the source of this 3249-nucleotide messenger RNA. RefSeq names its product katanin-interacting protein-like. NCBI's taxonomy places the organism in Eukaryota, Metazoa, Arthropoda, Insecta, Coleoptera, Tenebrionidae. The transcript is spliced from 11 exons. The coding region runs from base 426 to 3137 and encodes 903 amino acids. The record is from RefSeq and is a predicted model, not a curated record.
CAAAUUAAUUUUUUAAAUUAAGGUUUUCCAUUGAUAUAUGUAGGUAUAUUUUUACUGAAAUUAUUCGUAUGUAAACUAGAAAGAAUCGGAGCACUUCAAAUGUUUUUUUUUUUAGGCUAAAACCUAUUUACCUCAAAGCCGUGAUUUAUGACAUAUGUGUUAUCGAUAAAACUUUUAUUGUUUUCCUUAAAAUGAAAUCUUUUGUCCUUUUAAAACGAAUUCUUGCACAGCCUUUGGGUCAUUACUUCCUCCUUUCCUCAAAGCCUGAAUUGUUGGCAUGGCAACAUGCAACCAAAACAAAAAGUGAGGAAAUUCAUUUAAAUUCCAUAACGUCAGAAUUUGACCCUUAAAGUGCAAUGUGAUCGAGCAUUAUUUCGAGAAAAUUACUAGGAGUUGUAGAGAAAUUUAAGUAGUGGUGAAUUAUCAUGGAUCAGAAUAUCCCAACGAAGAAUGAAGAGUUUAAUGGGAGGAAUUCGACCGAUAUACCAUCACAUGGAACAGUUCCGAAGUGGCUGGAAGAAAUAUCUCAAAAAAUAGUCCAGAGUCAUAAUAAUCGAGUUGAGAAAAAUAAAAGUUUGGCUUAUAGUCUAGAUGUGAAGAAUUUUUUCGAAGGCCUAGAUUCUCGAAAUCGGAGGAGACACGAGUCGUCUUCAGCCAAAUAUGGUCGUAGAUCAUCUCUCGCUUCCCAGUUACUCGAAGAAAAGAGUGUAUCCAACAUCGCGAUGACCCAGUCCGAGUAUCUAAUUCCCACUCUUGACGAAAAAUUUGACUGGAAGUCCCUAAACCGGGAUCCCUACCAAGAAGAUCUAGAAAAAUCCUGGAAAAGCCUCGACCAUUUCAAACAAUCUCACAAAGGGCGUCUCGACAGUGCCAAAAAUUUUAUACUAGACUCGAAAAUUGAUUUCGAUUCAGUUUUGUCACCGAUUUUCUCAAACGACGAGGUCGGUUCGUACAGCCCCUCACUUUUAGACCAAACUGUGCCAAAUCGAAGCAGGAGCGAAAUGUCGAACUAUCACAAAUCGACUACUUCGAAAAGCCAAAUCGAAAUGUACCCUCGGAGAUACGACUCAUCGUUUGAAAAAAAAUUAUCAGAGUAUCAACUCAAUAUUGACAAGGAGAACAAGCUUCGAGAGGAGAUUAUUUCGGAGCUUUUGGCCGAAAAUGAACGGAUUACUGAACGACUUAAACGGCAUAGUUUAGAACGAGGGGGUGAACCCGACGGGCCCACUUUCUUCAAAUACAACUCGAAUUCGAAAUACAAGAGUAAAAGUUCGAAAGUGAAAGUAGCGAAAGAGAGUGUUUUUAUAAUUCCGGAGCUGCCCUCGGGGCAAACUUUGAUUAUUGACAUUUUGACCACUUGGGGUGAUAAAUAUUACGUGGGUUUGAACGGAAUUGAAAUUUUUGGGAUUGAUGGCAAGUUGGUGAAAGUGAAAAAAAUAACAGCAGUUCCUCCGGAUGUUAAUGUUUUACCGAAAUGUAACGCUGAUCCUAGAGUCGUUACAAAUUUGCUAGAUGGAGUUUGCAAGACUCAGGAUGAUAUGCAUAUUUGGUUGGCGCCUUUUGAAAUGGGGUGCAGCCACAUUAUAACAAUCGAGUUUGAAAAAGUUGAGACUUUAGCUAUGAUACGGAUUUGGAACUAUAACAAAUCGCGAAUUCAUUCGUACAGAGGUGUCCGAGAUAUCGUGAUGUUUCUGGACGAUAUGGCAAUUUUUAAAGGCGAAAUUGCGAAAGCUUGUGGUGGAAUGUUGGGCAGUAUUGAAGCUUUUGGUGAUACGAUAUUGUUUACAACAGACGAUGAAAUAUUGGAAAGCAUAUCGAAAAAUGAUUCUUCGUAUUCCUUUCUUACGUCAGGGCCUGCUACUCCGACCAUUAUGGAACGGCCCCCAACGUCCGCUUUGAUCUCUGACAUUCGUCCUGUAACGGGACCUGCUACCAAAAGCUCCCCCACGGACCAAAUUCUCUUGGGGGCAAGUCAAAUAGAGCUUGUCCUUUUAUCCAAUUGGGGUCACCUCACAAUGAUCGGUUUAACCGGAUUUGAAUUAGUCCAAGACAAUGAUACAGUUAUCAACAUCAAACAAAACAAUUUGACGUGUAAUAUAAAAAGUGAUAAUUACACUUUAUCGAACUUAAUCGACGGAGUCAACAUCACAAAUGAUGAUACAAACAUGUGGUGCGCCCCUUUUGAAUUUGGUGAAGAAGUCAUCAUUAGAAUGAACUUUGACGAUUUUAAAUACGUGUCAGGGAUCAGAAUUUGGAAUUAUAACAGCAGUUUGGAAACUUCUUACGCUGGAGUUCGCGCUAUGAAAAUCCUCUUGGAUGGCAAACCUGUCAAAAAUCCUUUAACCAAGAACGAGAUUUUUAUUUUGCGACGAGCGCCAGGAAAUCAACAUUAUGAUUACGUCCAAGAUAUUAAGUUUGUCGAAGAAUUGACUGUAGGAGACAUCCAUAAUGAAAUGCCGUCUUUGUUAGAUCAAGACGAGCUUUAUGAGCCUUCAGCUAUGCCGGAGGGUUUUGUUAUUCAAUUUGUUAUUUUUUCGACUUGGGGGGACCAAUAUUACUGCGGUCUGAAUGGUUUGGAGUUGUAUAACCAGUAUGGGAAAAAGAUUUUACUAGAUGAGCAAAAUAUUUGUGCGUAUCCUGAGAGUGUAAAUUCGCUACCGGAGUUGAUAGGGGAUGUCAGAACUCCCAAUAAACUCAUAGAUGGGGUUAAUAAUGACCAUACAGGGUCACACUCGUGGCUAGCCCCCAUUAUACCCAAACAUUUAAAUCGGAUUUAUGUCGUUAUGGACGAACCUAUUGUUGUUUCUUUGGUCAAGUUGUGGAAUUAUUCAAAGACACCAAUGAGGGGGAUUAAAGAGUUUGGGAUUCUAGUGGACGAUUUAUUAGUUUAUAAUGGAACUUUACAUAAAUAUUCGGUGAAUAAAGAUGGCUACCAGACUGUUGUUUUUACAGAAAAUGAAGCUAUUUUAGGUGAAGAAUAUGAUGAUGUUUUAAGAAAAAGUGCUUUCUCGCAAGAUGUUGUUUUGUUAGACCAAGACGUGAGGACUACAACUGGGGGUUCUCUACCAGAAGCAGACCCAGCAUUAAGACCUUUUACCUCAGUUAAUUUAUACGAUAGAGGAUACACUUCAUACUAACCACGUUUUUGUACAAAAUACAUUUUUUGUAUUUUUUAGAUAUGUCAAGUUUUAAUGUAUGGUUUUUGUAAAGCUACAUUUGUGUAUUUUAUUGUAUUGUAUUGUAAGGUUA